This is a messenger RNA of Paramecium pentaurelia, 450 nucleotides long. NCBI's taxonomy places the organism in Eukaryota, Ciliophora, Oligohymenophorea, Peniculida, Parameciidae. The record is from the annotation of a GenBank genome assembly.
AUGACAUUAGAAGGCAUAAAGUAAUUCUUUAUUCAAAUUGAUGAAGAAGAAUGGAAAUUUGAAACUUUAUGCGAUAUUUAUAACGCAUUUAAUGUUACUUAAUCAGUUAUAUUCUGUUCCACAAAAUACAAGUGUUAUAAAUAUAUGAUAGAAAAUCGAUUUUCUGUAAUUUAGAUGCAUUAAAAUAUCAGCAAAUAAGAAAGAGGUAAAAUUAUGGCUGACUUUAGAUUUGGAAAUUAUAGAGUCUUAAUUACUAGUGAUAUUUUUGGGAGUAGUAUUUUUUUAUUAUCAUUAUAAGGUUUUGAUAUUGAAUUAAUUUCUUUGAUUAUCAAUUAUUAUAUCACAAAAUUAAAGGAUUAUAUAUUCACAGAAUUUGGAAGAACUAACAAAUUUGGAAGAAAGAGCAUUGCCAUUUUUUUUUAUUUUAAGAAGAUUAAAAAAUUUAUAUGA